AUGAUUAUCCCCGUUCGCUGCUUCUCUUGCGGCAAGGUCACUGGAGACCUGUGGGAGCGCUACCUCAAGCUCAUCGACGACGGUAUUACGGAUGGCGACGCGAUGGACCAGCUGGGUCUGAAGCGCUACUGCUGCCGCCGUAUGGUCAUGACCCACGUUGACCUCAUCGAGAAGCUCCUCAAGUACGCGCACCCGUCGAUCACACGUGCCGGAGUGCUCUUAAAAACUUACAAACCCUACAGGUACACUCCCGACGGUCGCAACGAGAAGAAGAUGUCCUUGAAUCCGUAA
Molecule: messenger RNA, 291 nt
Organism: Colletotrichum orchidophilum
Lineage: Eukaryota; Fungi; Ascomycota; Sordariomycetes; Glomerellales; Glomerellaceae
Product: RNA polymerase N/8 kDa subunit
Exons: 3
Coding region: 1-291 (96 amino acids)
Biological process (GO): transcription by RNA polymerase I; tRNA transcription by RNA polymerase III; transcription by RNA polymerase II
Cellular component (GO): RNA polymerase I complex; RNA polymerase II, core complex; RNA polymerase III complex
Molecular function (GO): DNA-directed RNA polymerase activity; zinc ion binding; DNA binding
Source: RefSeq, a predicted model, not a curated record